CGGCGGCGGCGCAAGAUGGCGGCGGAGCGGCAGGUGGCCGGCGGCGGUGGCCGCCGCGGGGGAAGCGGCGGCGGCGGUGGCGGGGCCGGGGCCGGCCCGGAGGAGAACAAGGAGAAUGAGAAGCCCGCGGGGCCGAAGGCGGGGAGCCUCGGGGACAGCCUGGGCCUAGAGAUCCUUCAGAUUAUUAAGGAAUCCCAACAGCAGCAUGGUUUACGGCACGGAGAUUUCCAGAGAUACAGGGGUUAUUGCUCCCGCAGGCUAAGACGACUCCGAAAAACUCUUAGCUUCAAGAUGGGAAAUAGACACAAGUUCACAGGGAAGAAAGUAACUGAGGAGAUUCUCUCUGACAACAGGUACUUGCUGUUGAUACUGAUGGAUGCAGAGAGAGCCUGGAGCUACGCAAUGCAGCUUAAGCAGGAAGCCAACACAGAACCCCGCAAGCGAUUUCAUUUGCUUUCUCGCCUGCGCAAAGCCGUGAAACAUGCUGAGGAGCUGGAGCGCCUGUGUGAAAGCAAUCGGGUGGAUGCCAAGACUAAGCUGGAAGCUCAGGCGUACAUGGCUUACCUCACAGGAAUGCUGCACUUUGAACACCAGGAGUGGAAAGCGGCUAUGGAGGCUUUCAACAAAUGCAAGACGAUAUAUGAAAAACUGGCCAGUGCUUUCACAGAGGAACAGGCUGUGCUAUAUAAUCAGCGCGUGGAGGAGAUUUCACCCAACAUUCGCUAUUGUGCCUAUAAUAUUGGUGACCAGUCUGCUAUCAGUGAGUUAAUGCAGAUGAGACUGAGAUCUGGUGGCACAGAGGGUCUUCUUGCUGAAAAAUUAGAGUCACUGAUCACCCAGACUCGAGCAAAGCAGGCAGCUACCAUGAGUGAGGUGGAAUGGAGGGGAAGAACUGUCCCAGUGAAGAUAGACAAAGUGAGGAUCUUUUUAUUGGGGCUGGCAGAUAAUGAAGCGGCCAUUGCUCAGGCAGAAGGAGAGGAAACAAAGGAACGUCUGUUUGAGUCUUUACUCAGCGAGUGUCGAGAUGCCAUACAGGCUGUUCGCGAAGAGCUGAAACCAGACCAGAAGCAACGGGAACAUUCUCUGGAAGUGGAUUCUGGGAAAGUGUCCAAUAUCCAGUACCUUCAUAGUUACCUGACUUACAUCAAGCUGUCAACAGCCAUCAAGCGCAAUGAGAGCAUGGCAAAAGCUUUGCAGAAGACACUGCUGCAGGAGCAACAGUCAGAGGAUGAUGGCAAGCGUACAGCACGGCCUCAGGACCUGAUUCGCCUUUAUGACAUCAUCUUGCAGAAUCUGGUGGAACUGCCACAACUUCCUGGCCUGGAAGAGGAUAAGAACUUCCAGAAGGAGAUAGGACUGAAGACACUUGUGUACAAGGCUUAUAGGUGUUUCUUCAUUGCCCAGUCCUAUGUACUGGUGAAAAAGUGGAGUGAAGCCCUUGUUUUGUAUGACAGAGUCCUGAAGUAUGCCAGUGAAGUCCAGGCCCAGGCUGGUGCUUAUAAGAACAGCUUGAAGGAGUUGCCUGAUGUCCAGGAGCUGAUCAAUCAAGUGAAUGCAGAGAAAUACUCCCUGCAGGCAGCUGCUAUAUUAGAUGCAAAUGACACCCAUGAGACUGAGUCUCCCUCUCAGGUCAAGGAUGGCAAGCUACUCUCUGAACGGUUUGAGACAUUCUGCCUGGAUCCCUCUCUUGUCAGCAAACAAGCCAGCCUGGUGCAUUUCCCUCCUGGGUUCCAGCCAGUCCCAUGCAAACCCUUGUUCUUUGACCUGGCCCUCAACCAUGUUGCUUUCCCACCUCUGGAGGACAAGGUGGAGCAGAAAGCGAAGAGUGGUCUCACAGGAUAUAUCAAGGGCAUCUUUGGAUUCAGAAGUUAACUCGUGGCCUUCAAAGGAGGUCUUAUUCUGUUGUGGGAAAGCUCCAACAGGGUCCAGAACAUAAAUAUCUGCGUCCGAAACCAAUAAGGGGAGACUCUUACCAUCUUCCCUGUGUUGUGUAUGUGCCUGUGCACGUGCGUUCUUUCCCAGUGUAUUAGAGGAAAACAGUCUACCCCAGGACCAUGUGUACUAUAUAAAUGUCUGAUAACAUCUGGAGCAGAGAAAUUCCAUUGUCCUCUGAAAAGUUGGAGUUUGCUUUUUGACCAGUGCCCCAUUAAGGGUCAAUACACACAAUCGACCAGGCAUAGACGUAUCUUGAUGUUCAUCGAUGGUUGACGUUAUAAUUUGAAUCUCUGAUCAGAACAUUCUUUGGGGGUGGGAGGAGAAGGCAGGUGUUGAGGAACCAGAAUUCACAAAGGGGUCUGCCUAGGCAAAGCGUAUGAAACACUAGCUAGGGAGACUGGAUUCCUGCUAGUGUGCCACCUACCACACCCUGACUUAAAAAUAUAUAUAGUUAUGUAAAGAGAAAUCUGUCUUUAUUUUUAAAAAAUGUUGCAUUCAAAAACGAGAGCUGAAACUCUUGUGCUAAGAGCAGGGGUGGUAAAUACUUUAAUAAAUGUUAAUGAUUACCUAAUCUGUGGUGGAGUCUUGUCUGAAUUUACACAUUGCAGCAUCUGUGUAAUCCUUCCUCAUUGGGACAUCUGCGUAAAUGCCGAACUACAGUAUAGAACCCAUUCCGAAAAGACUGUUCUUGGGAACUUAGUUGCUCAUGGGUGGUUUUAAAAGGAGCUGCUCUCAGUCUUCAUGGAAAACUGACAGUCUGUUUAUUUAUCCUACACGCUCAUUUCCUUUCUUCUCACUUAAGCAGGCUUGCCUGAAAACAAGAUGAUCUUUGUCUGGAGUUGAUCUCCUACUUAUUUCUCAUCUUCAGUCUUCUGACUUUGCUAUUGCAUUUGAUUGUUAUGGAAAUAAUUUAAGAUGAGGAAUAAGUAACAGGAGCCCAGUGGAUUUUUAAGCAACAAGAUCCUCUCUUGUACUAGGCUACGUUUUUGUAAGAUUGCCCAGAUGCUAUGGUGAUGGAUGCUUUUGAAAUGCAGGUAAUUUCAUAUUGCUGUCUUUAAUUUAAAAAAAAAAAGGGCAGAACUGUUCCUAAAUAAAAUUUGAAACUUUUCCAUAAGCCAUGUUUGGGUCUUCACUGAAGUUUACUGUAGUUGGAUGCUGAGAUGUAGCAGUUUGAUAGCCUACAAGUUGUCUUGGUUUUCAUACUGCCUCUCACUGCUGCAUUGUUUCAGCAUGAGGGCUUGGAAGUCCACAGGCUGGAAACAAGAAAAACUGGUUUAUGCAGAUCUGGAUUGUGCAGUUUUGGAAAUAUUCCAUUAAAGAUGCUUCUCUUCAUGAGAUUGGAGAGCAAUAUGGAAUUAAUAUAAGAUUUUCCAAUUGUGUUUAAACCUAACAUAGACUUGGUAUUCCAAGUUGAUCUGAUUCAUUAAUUCUUAAAGUACAAGGCAAUUUCUUGCAGGAGGAUUCCUAUGCCUAGAGGUCAAGGGAGUGGUGGGAGGGAAAAGGAAACUGACCCUAUUCUCUGUAUAUUUUACAACAUGAAAAUCAAGUGGGUUUCUUGAUAUUCUGAAUCUUCAUUUAGUAUGUACCUGGAAGGGGGAUUUUAUAGAAGAAAUCAAACUUAAGCUGAAGAAAAGCUGGAUGUUAAAGAAUAUUUUUUAAUUUAUCAAAUGAUGAAAUUUCAAACACAGUUGUGGUCUGUGGUCUGUGGAACACUGAUUUCUGUCAGUUCUCCAUAAAGCCUGUUUGUUUAAUUUAGAAUGAAGACAUAGUCAUGUGAUACACUGACACAGCCCUUUUCUGGCAACUUGCCUCAUGGUGUUUUUCUGUGACUGUACUUUGCUCUGAACUUCUCUCCUUUUUCAGAUUUUACAUUAUAUCAAUUUGAGAAUUAUUUUUCUGUUUGGAAUGCAAACUGUUUCUGUUUGUUCGCCUUCUCCUGCCCCAAGUUUAUGGGGCUCUGGCCUCAUUCCAGUGAAACUUAGGUUGAAGCCAGUUUCUGAUUGGUUGCUGUUACAAAUGGUUAAAGGUAGUUAGCCUCUUUUUUAAACAUCCUGUGACACACAACUGAUUAGUUUGGACACACAAGAAAUCCUAAAACAAUAAAGUUUUAUUCCUGA
Messenger RNA from Caretta caretta (loggerhead turtle), 4052 nucleotides. It is a transcript of the gene SRP68, whose product is annotated as signal recognition particle 68. Gene Ontology annotation, biological process: SRP-dependent cotranslational protein targeting to membrane. Gene Ontology annotation, molecular function: 7S RNA binding; signal recognition particle binding; endoplasmic reticulum signal sequence receptor activity. Gene Ontology annotation, cellular component: signal recognition particle, endoplasmic reticulum targeting. NCBI's taxonomy places the organism in Eukaryota, Metazoa, Chordata, Testudines, Cheloniidae. The record is from RefSeq and is a predicted model, not a curated record.